AUGUCACAUUCCUUCUUCCAUUUCCUCCUAAUCUCUGUUUUUCUCUACACCAAUUGCAUGGCGCUUCGCCACUACACAUUCACGGUUAAGGAGGUUCCAUACACGAAACUGUGUAGCACGAAGAAGAUUUUGACCGUUAAUGGUCAGUUUCCUGGACCAAUACUAAAGGCUUACAAAGGAGACACCAUUUACGUUAACGUUCGUAACCGAGCUAGUGAAAAUAUCACAAUGCAUUGGCAUGGUGUAGAGCAGCCGAGGAACCCGUGGUCAGAUGGACCCGAAUACAUCACACAAUGCCCGAUCCGACCCGGGUCGGAUUUUACGUACAAAGUCAUAUUUUCCAUCGAAGACACGACUGUUUGGUGGCACGCGCAUAGCUCUUGGACACGUGCCACCGUACACGGUCUUAUUUUCAUAUAUCCUCGUCUUCCAAAAGCCCUCCCUUUUCCAAAGUCGGACCACGAAGUCCCUUUAGUUCUUGGAGAGUGGUGGAAGCAGGAUGUGAGAGAGGUAGUGGAGGAGUUCAUUAGGUCCGGAGCUGCUCCUAAUGAGUCCGAUGCUUUGACCAUCAAUGGACAUCCUGGUUUCCUCUAUCCUUGCUCUAAAUCAGAUACAUACGAGCUCGCCGUAGAGAAGGGGAAAACCUACCGUAUUCGGAUGGUAAACGCUGCAAUGAACAUAAUUCUCUUCUUCGCAAUCGCAAAACACAACGUCACCGUAGUCUCCGCCGAUGGCCACUACACCAAACCUUUCAGCGCUGCUUAUAUCACCAUAUCUCCUGGCCAAACGCUAGACGUGUUAUUACACGCCGACCAAAACCCAAAACGCACUUACUACAUGGCGGCCAGAGCUUACCAAAGCAACCUAGACAUAGGAUUCAACAACUCCACCACUAUCGCUGUCUUACGUUACAUCUCUUCAAACAACGACACCAAGACGUCAACGUCCUCAUCGUCUUCAAAACGUUACCCAAAGCUUCCUCCUUACAAUGACACGUCAGCAGCUUUCAAAUUCUUUAGCAGUAUCAGAAGCUUAUACUCCGGACUAGUCCCCGCCAGAAUCACGCGUAAGAUCUUCACGACGGUUUCGAUCAAUCUUCUCCCGUGUCCUAAUAACUCGUGUGAAGGUCCAAACGGGUCGAGAUUAGCGUCGAGUAUGAGCAACAUAUCGUUCGUCACGCCGAGCCACGUGGACAUACUCAAAGCUUACUACUAUCACAUCAGGGGGGUUUACGGAACGCGGUUCCCGGACUUUCCACCGCUGGUUUUCAAUUACACCGCGGAGGAUCAGCCUUUGUUCUUGCUGACUCCGAGGCUGGCGACGGAGGUAAAGAUGCUUGAGUAUGGCGAAUCGGUUGAGAUGGUCAUUCAAGGGACGAGUUUGGUCGUUAAUGGACUCGAUCAUCCUAUGCAUCUUCAUGGUUUUAGCUUCUACGUGGUUGGUGCAGGGCUUGGGAACUUUAACGAAAGUGAAGAUCCGUCGACGUAUAAUCUCGACGAUCCUCCUUACAGAAACACGGCGACUGUACCAAGGAGCGGUUGGAUCACUAUCAGAUUCGUCGCUAACAAUCCCGGGGUUUGGUUCAUGCAUUGUCACUUUGAUAGACAUCAAACGUGGGGUAUGAAUGUUGUCUUAAUUGUCAAGAAUGGAAGAGGAAUUGAUCAGCAGAUUCUGCCUCCACCACCUGGUUUGCCCCCUUGUUAUUAA
Microthlaspi erraticum is the source of this 1707-nucleotide messenger RNA. Lineage: Eukaryota; Viridiplantae; Streptophyta; Magnoliopsida; Brassicales; Brassicaceae. The record is from the annotation of a GenBank genome assembly.